AUGGCCACCCCCAAACGUGAGAAUGUCAUAAAUGAAAACAAGCCACUGAAAGCGUACUAUGACUCCAUUGAAUCCCGUCUCGGAUACCGCUUUUUCCUCGGCGGGGCCCGGCAUUUUGGAUAUUGGGAAAAUGACACUCGGUGGCCGUUUCCCUUAGGACCGGCCCUCCGCAGGAUGGAGGACCGCCUGGCCCAGACCAUUGAUCUGCCACCAGGGUCCCGUUGCUUAGAUGCCGGCUGCGGCAAUGGGCGAGUCGCAACGCAUCUAGCAAGAGCGCACGGCCUGAAGAUCCAAGCAAUCGACUUCCAUCCUCGGCAUGUAGCUCGAGCACAGCAAAAUAUCCGCAAAGCCGGAUUAGACGAGUCGGUUUCAGUGCAACGAGCUGACUACCACCACCUGGAGGCAUUUGAAGACGGGAGCUUCGAUGGCGUCUACACCAUCGAAGCUUUUGUGCACGCGACUGAUCCCAAGGCCGUCCUGGAAGGAUUCUUCCGCGUGCUCAGACCAGGAGGCCACCUUGGCUUACAUGAGUACGCUCAUGUAGACGACAAGAAGGAUAUGGAUCGGGACUUUGCGCUUGUCAACAAAUACGCUGCUAUGCCCGCAAAUGUUGGGUUCGGGAUUGACACCCUCCCAGAAAUACUGAGGGAAGUCGGCUUUGAGGACGUGAGGGUGAUAGACAUUGCGCCGAACAUUCUGCCGAUCCUUCGACUCUUCUAUGUGAUUGCUUACGUCCCUUAUCUCAUAGCCCGCACGUUUCGCCUCGAGCGGUACUUCAUUAAUGCUGUCGCGGCCGUUGUGGCAUACAAGCAUUUUGACUUACAUCGUUAUUAUGCGAUCCAGGCUCGGAAGCCACAAAGCGAAUCACAAGGAGAGGAGCAGUCGGAACAACAAAAAUAA
Molecule: messenger RNA, 900 nt
Organism: Aspergillus puulaauensis
Lineage: Eukaryota; Fungi; Ascomycota; Eurotiomycetes; Eurotiales; Aspergillaceae
Product: SAM-dependent methyltransferase
Exons: 1
Coding region: 1-900 (299 amino acids)
Biological process (GO): ergosterol biosynthetic process
Cellular component (GO): endoplasmic reticulum
Molecular function (GO): sterol 24-C-methyltransferase activity
Source: RefSeq, a predicted model, not a curated record